Spea bombifrons (plains spadefoot toad) is the source of this 1522-nucleotide messenger RNA. It is a transcript of the gene AGMO, whose product is annotated as alkylglycerol monooxygenase. Gene Ontology annotation, biological process: lipid biosynthetic process. NCBI's taxonomy places the organism in Eukaryota, Metazoa, Chordata, Amphibia, Anura, Pelobatidae. The record is from RefSeq and is a predicted model, not a curated record. Gene Ontology annotation, molecular function: oxidoreductase activity; iron ion binding. Gene Ontology annotation, cellular component: endoplasmic reticulum. The coding region runs from base 52 to 1392 and encodes 446 amino acids. The transcript is spliced from 14 exons.
CAGGAGAACACACCAGUUCCGUACAAAAAAUUAUACAGACUCCCAUCAAUAAUGGUGAAAUACACUGGUCAGACUGACCUGUCUGUCUCCCAAGGAAUCCGGAUGAUGUUUUAUGUUCUACACCCUAAUGAAACCUCUUUUAAAACUAUAGAGGAAGUACCAGAUUACGUGGACAAGGCAACCCUUUAUUUCAUUAUUAUGUUGAUCCUUGAAAUGAUCAUCAGCUGGAUAUGGAAGGGGCGACCACUUCGUAUUAAUGAUGGACUGACAUCUCUUUCUGCAGGAGUUAUGUCUCGUCUACCAGACGUUGUUUCCAGAGGCAUUGAGAUCACCAGUUAUAUCUACAUAUGGAAUAACUACAGGCUUGCUGAACUUCCUUGGGAAUCUCCAUGGACUUGGUGGUUAACGUUCUUUGGUGUAGAUUUUGGAUACUACUGGUUUCAUCGCAUGGCUCACGAGGUUAACAUAAUAUGGGCAGGCCAUCAAACACAUCACAGCUCUGAAGAUUACAACCUGACCACAGCCCUAAGGCAAUCUUUCCUCCAAAAAUAUUUCUCUUGGAUUUUCUAUUGGCCGAUGGCGUUUUUUAUUCCUCCGUCAGUGUUUGCUGUUCAUCUUCAAUUCAACCUCCUUUACCAGUUCUGGAUACACACCGAGUUAAUAAACAGUCUGGGACCACUGGAAUUCAUUCUCAAUACUCCAAGUCAUCACAGGGUCCAUCAUGGCAGAAAUCCAUAUUGCAUUGAUUCAAAUUAUGGGGGAACUCUUAUAAUUUGGGACAGGAUGUUUGGAACAUUUGUGCCAGAAAAAGAAAAGGUUGUGUAUGGUUUAACACAUCCAAUAAACACAUUUGAACCAUUUAAAGUCCAGCUUCAACAUUGUAUCUACAUUUGGAAUACAUUUUGGGAUACCCCAGGAUUCUACAACAAACUCUCUGUAAUAUUUAAAGGACCAGGAUGGGGUCCAGGGAAGCCUCGACUUGGACUUGCUGAAGAACUUCCAAAGGUCACUGGAGAUGAAAAGCCUUAUAAUCCAGGACUGCCAAGAUAUAUACAGUUUUAUGCAUGUAUACAUUUUAUCCUAAUGCUUGGAAUUUAUAAUCACAUGUUCCAAGCCAAAUUGACCUUAUCACAGACAACACUCCUCCUGAGGAUUGAGUCUAUACUCCUAACAUUAACUUCUCUUGGGUUUCUUCUUGAACAAAGACCCAUGGCAGCCAUUUUGGAAACACUUCGAUGUACUGCUUUCAUACUGCUUCAACAAUAUGGCUAUUUAACAACAGACAUUCCCUCUUUGUCAGUUGUCUAUCAGAUUAUAUUUCCUGUCUGUGCCGCUGCAUGGGGAUUGAAAGCCUUAAGACAAGUUAUGAAUGGUGCAAAAAAGUAUGACUGAAAAACCCUCCACUUCUCAAAACAGAAAAGGAAAAUCACCAACAUUCACGAUUGUAUGCCAUUGAUAAAGUGUAAUUCCUUAAGUAAUCUAAAAAAAAAAAUAAAAGGACCAAAUGGAGACCACUGUUGAA